Messenger RNA from Dufourea novaeangliae, 587 nucleotides. Its product is annotated as EF-hand calcium-binding domain-containing protein 11-like. The record is from RefSeq and is a predicted model, not a curated record. The transcript has 4 exons. Gene Ontology annotation, molecular function: calcium ion binding. The coding region runs from base 1 to 447 and encodes 148 amino acids. NCBI's taxonomy places the organism in Eukaryota, Metazoa, Arthropoda, Insecta, Hymenoptera, Halictidae.
AUGACGCCGAACGUUUACAAGGAGCGUGUCAGAAAGGCUUUCGAGUACGCUGACGCAGAGGCCACCGGAUCGUUGACGAAACGGCAAUAUAAGAUCGCCAUGACGGCAGUUUUUGGGCAUUGCCCGGAGAAAGUAGAAAUAAAACACGCUUUUGAAUCCACUGAUAGGGUUUCCUAUGAAGAAUUUGAACAUUGGGUAUCCACGAAACAUUUUACGGAUGAUGCGCAUGUUAAUCCGGAAAUAUUGUUCACGUUACUGGAUAAAGACUAUAAAGGAUAUUUAGUAGUGGACGACUUUUUUUCGGCAAGUACGUUGGUCGGCCUAAAAAUUUCACCCUCGAUCUGGGAAACCGUAUUCAAAGAACUGGAUCGUCACAAAAAGGGAUACAUCGAUUUUGUUGACUUUUCGCGUGUAUUGGCAACCGUAUACAAAAUUACAGCGAGGUAGUCUAGUCUUCAAUACAAUUUAAAUAUAACGCAAAUUGAAAGACGAUAAAGAAACAGCUCACAUUUUAUCACAAUGUCAUAAAACGUUUCCUCAAUCGUCAUUCUAUUCACUUCCUUACAGACUAAAUUACAGCCCUUGAA